AUGUUGGCUGCCCGUGUUCUGUUAUGGUGCCUGUGCUCGCUGGCCGCGCAGGCCUACGCCGCGCGCCCGGCGCGCACCCACCACGUCGUGCCCGCCCGCCACAAACACUCCGAGUUCGUCAAGGGAAAGAUUUGCAUCGGUACAAACGGUCGUAUGUCUGUCCCUUCAAACAGGGACACGCAUUACCGCAACCUGCGCGACAGAUUCACAAACUGCACUUAUGUUGACGGCAAUCUAGAGUUGACUUGGCUACAAAAUGAGACUAUGGACCUCUCAUUUCUCCAACACAUCAGGGAGGUCACCGGUUACGUCCUCAUCUCUCACGUCAAAGUGGGGCAAAUUAUUUUGCCGCAAUUACAAAUUAUACGAGGACGGACUCUUUUCAAAUUGAAAGUUAGAGAAGAAGAAUUCGCGCUUCUUGUUACUAUGUCUUCAGCGUUUACAUUAGAGCUUCCAGCUCUACGUGACAUCUUGCGAGGAAGCGUGGGUAUUUAUAAUAACUAUAAUUUGUGCCACGUGAAGACUAUAAAUUGGGAUGAAAUAAUAACGGGCAUAAAUGCAACAUACGUGUUUGUCUAUACGUUUACUGCACUAGAAAGAGAAUGUCCUCCGUGCCACCCGAGUUGCGAAGCAGGUUGCUGGGGCGAUGGAGCACACAAUUGCCAAAAGUUUUCUAAAACGAACUGUAGCCCACAGUGUGCACAAGGCCGCUGCUUUGGACCCAAUCCAAGGGACUGCUGCAAUACCUUCUGUGCCGGAGGCUGCACGGGACCACUGCCGAGUCAGUGCUUAGCGUGUCGCAACUUCUAUGACGAAGGUACUUGUUCGCAAGAAUGCCCGCCAAUGCAGAAAUAUAACCCUACUACCUAUUCUUGGGAGCCAAAUCCGAGUGGAAAGUAUGCUUAUGGUGCGACUUGUGUGAGAAACUGUCCAGAACAUUUACUUAAAGAUAACGGAGCGUGUGUUAGAAGCUGUCCCCCUAAUAAAACAGCAGUCAAUGGAGAAUGCAUUCCGUGUAAUGUGACGUGUCCAAAAACUUGUCGUGCGGAAAAACCUAUUCACUCUGGAAAUAUCGACAGCUUUAGAGAUUGUACUAUCAUAGACGGGUCAAUAGAAAUACUUGAGAUGACAUUUACUGGUUUCCAGCAAGUCAAUCCAGAUUAUUCAUUUGGAGAGCGCUAUCCGAAGAUGGAUCCUGAUGCUUUAGAAGUCUUCAGCACUGUGCGAGAGGUGACCGGAUAUCUGAACGUUCAAGCACAUCAUCCAAACUUCACCAGCCUCUCUUAUUUUAGAAACUUAGAAGUUAUUGGAGGUCGCCAAGUGGUUGAAAACUUAUUUGCUUCCCUUUAUAUUGUCAAAACAUCUUUAAAAUCUUUAGGCUUAAAGUCGUUAAAAAGAGUCAAUUCAGGUGCAAUAGCAAUUAUGGAAAACCGUCACCUUUGUUUCGCUGAGCACAUUUCUUGGAAUAAACUAGUGAAAUCUAAAGAUCACAAACAGGUUAUACAGAAAAAUGGCGACCAAAGGACAUGUGAAAAGGCAAAUUUGGUAUGUGACGACGAAUGCUCGUCAGAUGGAUGUUGGGGUCCAGGCCCUGAUCAAUGCCUAUCUUGUGAAAAUUACAAGUUUGGAGAAACCUGCAUAAAAAACUGCUCAAAAAUUCCCGGAUUGUACAAAGCAGGCCUGAAGACCUGUGAACAAUGUCAUGCUGAAUGUUUGGACGAAUGUACUGGGCCAACCAGAGCUAACUGCACGAAAUGUAAACACGUACGUGAUGGACCGUAUUGUGUUGCUGAAUGUCCUGGAUCAAGAUACGCGACGGAGAAUGGUACUUGUCAACCAUGUCACCAGAAUUGUUUUAAUGGAUGCACUGGUCCAGCAAACACAGUUGGUGAUGGUGGUUGCAAUUUUUGCAAAAAAGCCAUAAUUAGUGUAGAAGCUACGGUCGAAAGUUGCCUCAAAGAGAACGAACCAUGCCCCGAUGGCUACUACAAUGAAUGGGUUGGUAAUGUCAAACCUCUAGAGGGAAAAGUAAAAGUUGCUUGCCGUAAAUGUCACCCGCUUUGCUAUAAAUGCACUGGAUUUGGGAUACAUGAACAAGUGUGCCAAGUUUGUAACGGAUUUAAGCGAGGGGACCAAUGUGAGGACGAAUGUCCAACAGAUCAUUUUACAGACAAAAUCAAUCGACUUUGUACACCAUGUCAUCAUGAAUGUAAAGGAUGCGUAGGCCCAUCUUCAAUGGAUUGCUUGAAGUGCCAAAAUUUAAAAAUUUUCAUUGGCGAUAUGAACUCUAAAACUUUCAAUUGUACUCCUACCUGUCCAAGUGAAACACCACAUAAAAUAUAUUUUGACGAAUUACUACAAAAUCCUAUUCAAGAACCUUACUGUUCUGCCACAGCUAAUGGUGUUCCCAACAUGUCAACAGCUAAAAUUUCUACUGUUUUAGUAGUUAUUUUAGUAUUAGCAUUUAUACUUCUCAUCAUUCUUGUUAUUAUCGGCUACACAUGCAGACAAAAAGCUAAAGCUAAAAAAGAAGCAGUAAAAAUGACAAUGGUUUUGACAGGAUGUGAAGAUAACGAGCCCUUGAGGCCAACUAACGUCAAACCUAAUCUAGCAAAAUUGAGAAUCGUAAAAGAAGCUGAGCUGAGGCGGGGAGGGAUGCUCGGUUUCGGAGCCUUCGGUAAAGUUUAUAAAGGAGUGUGGGUUCCUGAAGGAGAAAAUGUCAAAAUCCCUGUUGCCAUUAAAGUUUUAAAAGAAGGAACUGGUGCUAGUACUAGCAAGGAGUUUUUAGAAGAAGCCUACAUAAUGGCUAGUGUUGAACAUCCUAAUUUACUCCAACUGCUUGCCGUUUGCAUGACAAAUCAAAUGAUGUUAAUAACACAAUUGAUGCCUCUUGGAUGUUUAUUAGAUUAUGUUAGAACACAUAAAGAGAAAAUUGGGUCCAAAGCAUUUCUCAAUUGGUGUACUCAAAUAGCUCGUGGUAUGGCAUACUUAGAAGAAAAACGUCUAGUCCAUAGAGAUCUAGCCGCUCGUAACGUUCUAGUUCAGACUCCAAAUUGUGUUAAGAUAACUGACUUUGGCCUUGCAAAACUAUUAGACAUCAAUGAAGAUGAGUAUAAAGCUGCUGGAGGUAAAAUGCCUAUAAAAUGGUUGGCUUUGGAAUGCGUUCAGCAUAGAAUAUUUACACAUAAAAGUGAUGUAUGGGCAUUUGGUGUCACUAUUUGGGAAAUAUUAAGUUAUGGAGCGAGACCGUACGCUGAUAUUUCUGCUAGAAACGUACCAGAAUUAAUUGAAAAUGGUCUAAAACUACCUCAGCCUAGUAUUUGCACCCUUGAUAUCUACUGUAUCAUGGUUUCCUGUUGGAUGCUAGAUGCAGAUAGUCGACCCACAUUCAAAGAGCUGGCAGAGAAAUUUGCAGAUAUGGCACGUGAUCCCGGACGUUAUCUGGUAAUUCCUGGAGACAAGUUUAUGCGAUUACCAUCCUAUUCAACUCAGGAUGAAAAGGAACUAAUAAGAAACCUUUCUUCGGCAAUGGAUGGUCCCGAGCCACUUGUAGAAGCCGAUGAAUAUUUACAACCGACACUCAAGUCGAACGUCGGAACGAACACCUCUCCGACGUGCACAGCCGGGGCAGAACCUCAAGCCAAGCCCUGCGCCACGUGGACUAACAACACCACAGGCCAAGAGGGCAUCAUAAUAGAUAAAUCAAAUAGAUCCGAAUCAUGGGAUCGAGAUCUUUUAAGAUAUAACAAUUCCGGAAACCAAGAGAGUUUGGAACUACGUCAUUAUUAUAAUAAUGGAGUAUGCGCCUCUGAAAGCUCGAGUUCAAGGUAUUGUAGUGACCCCAUGAAAGCGCGACCAGAUUGCUUAGAGAAUAUUUCCAAAGUGAAGGAGGCGCAAGUGGGAAAUCUAAAAUUAAACUUGCCACUAGACGAAGAUGACUACUUGAUGCCGUCGCCUCAGCACACCCAAAACGCUUCAGCCUACAUGGACCUCAUAGGCGAAGGCAGCGAGGGGCAGGACGCGAAGGAUCUUCGCUACAGCGGAUUCGUCGCGUCCAAGAGAUGCGUCGACAACCCGGAGUACCUCAUGUCGGAGCAGAGCGCGCCCUCGCAGACGCUCGGCAUCCCGACGCAGCCGGCGCCGGCGGAAGGCGCGCGCGCGGCUGAGGCGGGCGGCCGCCCCGCCGAGGACGAGUCCAUGUCCGACCACGAGUACUACAACGACCUGCAGCGCGAGCUGCAGCCACUGCGGCGCAACGAGACGACCGUG
Brenthis ino (lesser marbled fritillary) is the source of this 4269-nucleotide messenger RNA. Lineage: Eukaryota; Metazoa; Arthropoda; Insecta; Lepidoptera; Nymphalidae. The record is from the annotation of a GenBank genome assembly.